Molecule: messenger RNA, 579 nt
Organism: Podospora pseudopauciseta
Lineage: Eukaryota; Fungi; Ascomycota; Sordariomycetes; Sordariales; Podosporaceae
Exons: 3
Coding region: 1-579 (192 amino acids)
Source: RefSeq, a predicted model, not a curated record
AUGAGGGCCUUCGACCCUUCUCCUCAGCAAACCUUCCCCUCGGGCUUCACCCACGAUGUCAGCUUGGUGGAUACCAUCGGCUGGACUGCAUUGAAACCAGCAGCUAACUCAUCCAAGCCGAAGUUGUCACUCCAAUGGCUGUCACAAGACAAAUGGCCAGGAAUCAAGCACAACUCAAGCAAGCUCGCUCUCUUGGAUGACAGCUUGAUUGAAGAUGAAGCCAAGAGCAUUGGAGUAGUAGAUAGUCGAUGUCAGCUCCCGCUGAUCCAAGCGAUGACCCAACCACUUGGAAAAACCUGGUUGCCAGAUCGAUCUUCUAUCGAGUUCGGGCAACCUGCCAACACUAGAGUGUUUGGUCAAAGCGGAACACCAGUUUGUGUGGUAGAGGACAUGCCAGACAAGACCGGGAAAAUAACCAAGGUGGCUGGGUUUUCUUCCUUUGUGCAGGUGGCAUCUGACGUGCAAAGAUAUGAUCUUGAGGGUGAAAAGCUGUACAAGAGGCUGGAAGAGGGCCGAGUGGCGUUCUAUGGGGCAUUUCAGGUUCCGCCAGAGCUGAGGGAUGGAUAUCGGGUUGCAUGA